AAGGGAAUUUCUAAGCCGGAUGAUGGUAUUUGUUGGUGAUGAUGUUGAUGAAGUGAAGAAACAGAAGUUGUUUGAAUCCAGUUCGUUUGGGUUAUGCAGCUCAGGAGAGACGUAUGGACAUGGAGCAAGGUAGAAGGACCACGUUCAACCAGAAAGCUAGUCCAGAAAGUCUCUUGCUUGGUGCUGCACUUCUCAUCGUUGACGGUCCAACUCAAACCGUCCGAGUCUCACUGUGGCUUGACCACCUGCAUUGCGUCUCUACAAGACUGUGCCCACCGCAAGAAUCUCACCAAAGGCAGGCAACUCCACUCCUACAUGUUCACAAGUGGCUUCCUCAACUCCCCUCUAUCCAUCACCAGCCUGAUCAACAUGUACUCCAAGUGCAACCGAAUGGAAGAUGCUGUUCUGGUCUUCAAUCACUAUGCUCGUGACUGUAAUGUGUUUGCCUAUAAUGCAAUCAUUUCUGGGUUUGUUUUAAAUGGGCUUGCCGGAGAUGGGUUUGAGUUUUAUAAGCGUAUGAGGUGGGCGGGUGUUAUGCCGGACAAGUUUACUUUUCCAUGUGUGAUCAAAGCUUGUUGCGAUGUUGUGGAGGUUUUGGAGGUUAGGAAGAUUCAUGGUUUACUUUUUAAACUUGGGUUGGAGUUGGAUGUGUUUGUUGGAAGUGCUUUGGUUCAUACUUGUUUGAAAUUUGGGUUGAUGGAAGAGGCACAGGAGGUGUUCGAGGGAUUGCCGAUUAGGGAUGUUGUGCUUUGGAAUGCAAUGGUUAAUGGUUAUUCACAAACUGGGAGGUUUGAUGAGGCUUUAGGGAUUUUUAGGAGAAUGGGUGAAGAAGGGAUUGUCCCUAAUAGAUUUACGGUUACUGGUGUGUUGUCGGUUUUAGCUUUCAUGGAGGAGCUUAACCAUGGGAGAGCGAUUCAUGGAUUUGCAAUGAGAAUGGGGUAUGUCUCUGGUGUUGCAGUUUCCAAUGCAUUGAUUGAUAUGUAUGGGAAAUGCAGGUGUAUUGGACAUGCUCUGGAAAUUUUUGAGAUGAUGGAUGAGAAAGAUAUAUUUUCGUGGAACUCGAUUAUUGCUGUUUAUGGACAAAGUGGUGAUUAUGAUGGUGCUCUGAGACUUUUUGAUAAGAUGUUAGGUUCUGGAGUUCGGCCUGAUUUGGUCACUGUCACGGCAGUCCUUCCUGCUUGCUCUAAUCUGGCUGCAUUAAUGCAUGGAAGACAGAUUCAUGGGUAUAUGAUAGUCAAUGGGUUGGGAAAGAAAGGCAAUAAUAAAUACACUGAUGAUCUGCUAAUGAACAAUGCUGUUAUGGACAUGUAUGCAAAAUGUGGGAGCGUGAGAGAUGCUCAGUCAGUUUUCUAUAAGAUGAGCAAUAAGGAUGUAGCAUCAUGGAACAUCAUGAUCAUGGGUUAUGGCUUGCAAGGUUAUGGUAAUGAGGCAUUCGAUGUGUUUUCACGUAUGUGUGAGGCACAAACGAAGCCUGAUGUGGUCACAUUCAUUGGGGUAUUGUCUGCCUGCAGCCAUGCAGGCUUCGUGAAACAAGGGCGCGAGUUCUUGACACUGAUGAAAUCAAAAUAUGGUGUGGAUCCGGCUAUUGAGCAUUAUACCUGUGUGAUUGACAUGCUUGGUCGAGCCGGGCAGCUCGAGGAGGCUUAUAAAUUGGCACGAACAAUGCCUAUUGAGGCCAAUCCUGUGGUGUGGAGGGCUUUGUUAGCGGCAUGUCGACUCCAUGGUAAUGCUGACCUUGCUGACAUUGUUGUAAGACAGAUAUUUAAACUUGAGUCAGAGCACUGUGGAAAUUAUGUAUUGAUGUCAAAUAUAUAUGGAGUAAUCGGUCGAUAUGAAGAGGUAUUAGAGAUUAGACAUGCAAUGAGGCAACAAAAUGUGAGAAAGACACCAGGAUGUAGCUGGAUUGAGCUCAAGAAUGGUGUGCAUACUUUUAUUACGCGUGAUAUGACCCAUCCUGAAGCCAACCUUAUUUAUGUUGCGUUAAAUUCAUUGACUGCUCGUCUACAGGAAUAUGGGUCUCUAACAUUGGAUUUUUGCUGAAAGAAUACCAUGGCAUUGUGCCUUCUUUCA
Alnus glutinosa is the source of this 2070-nucleotide messenger RNA. Its product is annotated as pentatricopeptide repeat-containing protein At3g14730. Lineage: Eukaryota; Viridiplantae; Streptophyta; Magnoliopsida; Fagales; Betulaceae. Gene Ontology annotation, biological process: RNA modification. The record is from RefSeq and is a predicted model, not a curated record. Gene Ontology annotation, molecular function: RNA binding; protein binding. Bases 94 to 2040 code for a protein of 648 amino acids. The transcript has a single exon.